UUGCAGUGAUCUCGUACUCAUGCGGUUUUUAAAUCUUUAAAUGGUGUUAGAGAAGAGAAAAUCGGUGUUUUCUUUUUACUUCAAGUCGUUCAGGAAUUAGUGAGAAAUUUCCAAUGAGCAGACGACUCUGUGAUAAAUGAAAAAGCCUUAACUAAUUGCGAAAAGUACAUAAAAUGGUGCAGAGUGGAUAUGUGGAGGUGCGGACAGUUCCCACGAGGCUUGUGUCCUCAGGAGGAUGGCUGCAAGACGCUUUUGUGACCGGAAAGGAUUUGAUUUUUAUCAUCACCGGGAACCCUGGUCUUACGUCAUACUACGAAGAAUUUAUUGAUCUUCUGCACGAGGAAACCAAAAUUCCAGUGUGGGCUGUUAGCCACGCCGGACACGAGUUCGAAGACAAAAUCCCGUGUCCGAAGGAGAAUCCUGAUUUGUACAAUUUGGAAGGUCAAGUCGAACACAAGGUGGAGUUUAUCAAGAGAUACGUGCCUAAUGAUGUGAAAAUCCAUUUGAUCGGCCACUCCGUCGGCUCUUACAUCAUCCUGAAGAUGCUCAAGAACAAACUGAUCGAACACCAUGUUUACAUGAACUACAUGCUUUUCCCGGCCAUUGAAAGAAUUGGAGCUUCGCCCAACGGCAAGUUUUUCAGCUUUGUGAACAACAAUUUUCUGUGGCUCGUGGUGAUUCUGGCCGGAUUCGUGUCUUGCCUGCCGAACGCCGUGGGCAGCGCGCUGGUCAAAGGUUACUUCUGGAUCGAAGGCACUUACCAGAAAAACGUGCCGGCCACCAUGCAGCUGCUGCGGCCCACCAUCCUCAAGAACAUUUUCUCGCUGGCAGCUGACGAAAUGGAUCGCAUUUUGGAGCUGGACGUGGACACGAUCGAGAAACACAAGGACAAGCUGCGAUUCUACUACGGACAGGUGGACGGCUGGUGUCCCCUCGCCUACUACCGCAACUUGAAGGACAAAGUGCCGGACGCCCGAGCGACAGCCUGCACCAACGGAUACAGACACGCAUUUGUACUCAACUACAGCAAACCGAUGGCCACCAUCGUUGGCCAGUGGAUCAACGAAACGGCCGCACAGUCCAAGUAGAUUGUUGAUUAAUUUGUGAUUUUUUUAGUCUCUUUUAAAGAGGAAUGAUAGUUAAUUUUUCUCUGAUGCUUCUCGAAUAAAUCAAAUUAAUUUCGGGUAUUUGGAUUUUUCCUAAAAAAUUUAAAGGUUCUCGAACGGCCAGUUGAAAUUUUUAAGACUAAGUUUGUACGAAAAAUAGUAAACUUGAGAAAAAAUUUUCUCCAUAGGAAUUUAAUCAGCUUUCUGAAUUUAGGCAAUUUUUUAUGCUUCUAUCAACUUGUGAAUUUUAAUGAGGCCAAACGCACAACCCUUUUGAAAAUCUACAAUUUUUUAAAAAUUAAAAAAUCACUUUCAAGACUCAAAAGUGCUUUUUGUAUCUUGUCAAAAUUAAAUUUUCAUAAGUUUUCUUAUCGGCCCGGAAGCAUUUAAUUUCCUUUGCUGAAAAAAGAGGGCGUAACCGAUAAAAUUUCAAAAAUUAGUUUUAAAAUUAAAAAAUCACUAUCAUUCCACUCUAAUGAGUUUGUUAGGGCGCUGCAGGUUUUGAUUUAUUUAAAUUGUUCGUGUUAAAGGGGAAUUUUUAAAUUGUUAUGGGAUAUUCUAUUACUGGGGAUUGUGUUCAAUUGGAUUUGUGUACUUGUUAAGUCGUGCGUUGAUAUAGUUUUAAUGAGACAAGACGAUUUUUAGUCUUAAAUGAGAUCAAAGUCUAAGAAAAUCCUCAAAGAGAUUAUGAUAUGACAUCAGCUUCUUGCUCAAGUGCUCUUUGAAUGUAAUUAAUCGAUUCAUGCCACAAAAUCUUUAUAUAAAAAAAUUAAUCAAUCCGUAAAUUAGGAAAAUUGUCGACACAAAAUACAUAAGCCGUGUAAUCAUUCCCUCUAUAGCUUAAGUUUUUAAUUAAACUUUGACUUAUGUAGCUAGUAAUUAGCAGUUAAACCAUCAAAUUCUCAACAAUUAUUAUAUAAUCCUAGAAUUGAACAAUAUAUUGUCAAAAAAAUAAUAUUAUCUCCAUGAUGAGUUUCUGUUCAUGUUGUUUGAAAGGAAUAAAUAAAAGCAAUUUUCAUAAAGUUAUCAGGCA
Molecule: messenger RNA, 2139 nt
Organism: Cloeon dipterum
Lineage: Eukaryota; Metazoa; Arthropoda; Insecta; Ephemeroptera; Baetidae
Gene: sturkopf
Product: sturkopf
Exons: 5
Coding region: 174-1088 (304 amino acids)
Biological process (GO): lipid storage
Cellular component (GO): lipid droplet
Molecular function (GO): lipase activity
Source: RefSeq, a predicted model, not a curated record